This is a messenger RNA of Hibiscus syriacus, 3440 nucleotides long. Its product is annotated as axoneme-associated protein mst101(2)-like. The transcript has 4 exons. Lineage: Eukaryota; Viridiplantae; Streptophyta; Magnoliopsida; Malvales; Malvaceae. The coding region runs from base 36 to 3287 and encodes 1083 amino acids. The record is from RefSeq and is a predicted model, not a curated record.
UGAAGAUUAUUGGGUGUUUUGGUUCGAGUUACUUGAUGGAGAAGUUAACUGAUUUAGAACGCAUUGAGUUGAGCAAAACCAAUUUACGAAGGGCCAUGAAUGAGAUUCAAGAUCGCGUUUCUUCCCUUCUUGUGCUUAAUCUUCGAUGGAAAGACAUGGAACACGUUUUGGACUCCGCCCAGAGUUCGGUUGAAGAACGACUCAGAGAAGUGAGUUCAAAAGAAGAUGAGAUCGGAAGAAAGGAGAAAUCGGUUAGAGACCAGUUUGAAGACCUUAAGGUUAAAGAGAAGGAGCUAGGAAGGAAACUUAGGGAUUUGGAGUUUGGGAAGCAGUGUUUUGAAGAAAGGCUUAAACUAAAAGAGGAUGAGAUUUUGUUUAAAGAGAAGGCGUUUGAGAAGAACCGUAGGGAUUUUGAGUUAGAGAAGAAGGAUUUUGAGCGGCAGCGUGCAGGGCUUGAACUUAGUGUUAAACAAUGUGAGCAGCAAAUGAAAGAUGUUAAAUCGAUGGAGAAAUCGGUAAAAGAUAGGUUGGAGGAAGUUGGGCUGAAAGAAAAGAGUUUCGGGAAGCGUUGCAAGGAGUUUGAGUUGGAAGGAAAGGCUUUGAAAGAACGUCGUAAGUAUCUUGAAAUGAACAUAAAACAAUGUGAGCAGCGGCGGGAAGAGGCUAAUUCGAUGGAGAAAAUGGUAAAAGACAAGUUGGAGAAAGUUUGUUUGCAAGAGAAAGACUUGCAGAAACGCUGUAGAGAGUAUGAGUUGAAAGAAAAGCAAUUUGGGUUGAAAGAGAGAGAUUUUGAGAAGUGCUCGAGUGAGUAUGAGUUAAAAGAACAUCAAUUCAGGUUGAAAGAGAAUAGUUUUCAGAGGCGGUGUACAGAGUUUGAGAUGGAAGAAAAGGCUUUGAGAGAACGUCGUCAAGAUCUUGAAUUUAGUGUAAAACAAUGUGAGAAACAAUGUGAAGAGGUUAAAUCGAAUGAGAAAUCGAUAAAAGAUAGAUUGGAGGAAGUUGGGUUGAAAGAGAGAGAUUUAGAGAAGUGUUUGAGAGAGUUUAAGUUCAGCAAAGAGCAAUUCGGGUCGAAAGAGAAGCAUUUUCUGCAGCGUUGCAUUGAGUUUGAUUUGGAAGAAAAGGCUUUCAAAGAACGUUGUAGGGAUCAUGAGAUGAUAGAGAAAGGGGUGCAAAAGCGGUUGGAAGAGAUUAAAAGGAAAGAGGAAGAAUUCGGGCGGAAAGAGAGUGAUCUUGGGCGGCGUUGUAGGGAUGUCGAAUUGUCAGAGAAUUGCCUUCAGAAAGGUCUUAAAGAUCUAAAACUAAAGUCUGCACAAUGUGUGGAGAGAUUCAGAGAGCUUAAGUUAAUGGAAGAAUCAAUAACAACCCAGUGUGAGGAGCUUAAGGAGAAAGAAGAGCAAUUUAGAUCGAAAAUGAAUCAUUUUGAGCAGCGUUCUAGAGAUUUUACAAUGAAGGAGACAUCUCUUGAAAAGGGUCAUCAAGAACUUGAAGCAAAACAGAAACAUAAUGAAGAGUGCUUUAGAGAAAUCAAAUUGAAAGAGAAGCAAAUAGAAGAAUCAUCUGUGGAACUGGCGAGAAAAUAUAAAUUACAAUUUGAAGAACUCGAACAUAAAGUUAAGCAAUAUGAUCAGAGAUUCAUGGAGCUGAAGCUUAAGGAGAAAAUGGUUAAAGAUCAGUUUGAACAGGUUGAGGAAAAAGAGCAACAGCUUGAGUUGAAAGAGAGGUAUUUUGAGCAGUGUUCAAAAGAUUUUGAGUUAAAAGAAAAAUGCCAUUCUCUAGAUUUUGAGUUAAAAGAAAAAUGUCUUGAGCAACGUAAUCGGGAGCUUGAAGCCAAAGAGAAGCAUUAUGGUGAAUGUUUGAGAAAAGUUGAACUAAGAGAGAAGGAGAUCGAAGAACUAUCUGCAGAACAUAGGAGAAAGUAUGAGCAACAGUCCAGCGAGCUUGAGUUCAAUGGUAAGAAGUGUGAGCAGCGGUUCAGAGAUCUUGAUUUAAAGGAGAAGAAACUUGCAGAAUGGUUGAAAGAACUUGAAAGCAAGAGUCAUGCUUUAGCCCCCCAUCCUCGAAUGAAAGAAGAAUCAGCAGGCAGUUUGUCGGUUAAAUGUUCCAUAGAUUAUUCUUCACCAGCACAUCUUUGGUUUUGUGUAUAUAUGGAUGGAAAGGAUUUGCAGAUGUUCCUAAAUGAGCGCUGGAAAGAGCAUGGUUCGAUAGGCACUGAAGUUGCUAUGGCUCUUCAACUUGCAGCAGACCCUGCAAAGCUUGUCUUGGAUGCAAUGGAGGGGUUUUACCCUCCACAUUUGAGUAAGGGAGACGGAGAGUUUGAAGGGAAUGUUGCCAGAAGAAGUUGCAUUCUCUUGUUGGAGCAAUUGAUGAAAAUCUCACCUGAAGUUAAGCCCCAUGUUAGAAAAGAAGCUAUGAAGCUUGCCUUUGAUUGGAUAACAAAAAUGAGACUUGAAUCUGGCCAUGAAUUGGAGGUUUUGGGAUUUCUGCGUCUUUUAGCCUCUUUCCGAUUGGCAGGUGCUUUAGAUGCUGACGAGCUUGUCAACUUCUUGGUGUUUGUUGCUCAGCAUAUUCAAACCCCUGAAUUAUUCAAGGUUCUUGGUUUGGGAGAUAAGAUCACUGGUUUCAUAAGAAAACUUGUUGAAAAGAAGCAGCAUAUGGAGGCAAUUAGAUUUAUUUAUGCUUUUGAACAGGUUAAUGAGUUUCCUCCAGUACCUGUCUUGAAAGAUUUCUUGAACCAUUCCAAGGCUGAAGCUAGAUCAAUUUUGAAAAAGAAAAAAAUGGCCCCUAAAGCACAGAAUGAGGCAAACACCAAAAGAAUAGCUGAUCUAAGGGCUGUUGUCAAAUGCAUCAAAGAUCAUAAACUUGAAUCCGAGUACCUACCUCACGAACUUAAGAAGCUUAACAAAUUAAUUCUCUCUCUUGAAAAUAUAAAUGGAAGCAGAAGUCUUACCCACCCAGAAGCUAACCCUGUCCUUAACACUGCUCCUGUGAGUGAGACCUCAUCACAGCAACAAGGUGGUAUAAAGCGACCACGAGAGUUAGUAGCUACUGAAGUUGCUGGAAAUGCCCCCCGUGGUGCCACGAUCGAUUUUUCCUCAAAUAAUGACUCCCAAGAAUCUAAAAGGGUCAAAAUAAGUGUAAGAUUUUUAUCUUUGUUUUCAAAAGCGCGCUUAAGGCAUCAAUCACAACGCCUUCGGAGAGAGGCACAACGCACAACAAGAAGCCCUCCUAGACGUGCGCUUAUGGGACAUUUUUGCAUAAGCGCCAGGCGUACGCUUAUGCCGCCUUAGGGCUAAGGGACCUGUGCAACUGCUCGCUUGCCUCUUCUACUGUUUGUCUCUUCCACUAAAAAACAUAUCACGUAUGCUAUAUGCUAUGACUGAGAAUAAAAAUAGAUAAUAGAAAUAGAAGAAAAGAAUUCAGGAAGAUAUGCUAGUUUUGUA